CGCGUUCUAUCAAUUAGAACGCAGAUCCUCCGCCCAGGCUGCUGGCUGACCAGCAGUACUCACUGCGCAUGCGCGUGUCACCCAGCGGUUUUGGCGCCCUGUUUUGCUGCCAGUCGCUGGGGGAACGCGCGGGAUUUCAAACUCUCAGUGUCUGAGUGGCGAAGCGGCAACAUGAGUCUGUGGGUUGAUAAAUACCGGCCGACCUCCAUCUCCAAGCUGGACUACCAUAAAGAGCAGGCGGCAGAACUCCGUAACCUGGUGAGGGACAGACAGACAACCUGUAUAUAUAAUAUAUUAUCAUAGGGAGGGAGGGAGGGACAGACACAGACACACACAGACACACACAGACACACACAGACACACACAGACACACACAGACACACACAGACACAGACAGACACAGACAGACACAGACAGACAGACACAAACAGACCAACCACCUGUAUAUAUAAUAUAUUAUCAUAGGGAGGGAGGGACAGACAGACAGAAACAGACAGACAGACAGACAGAAACAGACAGACAGACAGAAACAGACAGACAGACAGAAACAGACAGACAGACAGAAACAGACAGACAGACAGAAACAGACACAGACACACAGACAGACAGACACAGACAGAAACAGACACAGACAGAAACAGACACAGACAGAAACAGACACAGACAGAAACAGACACAGACAGAAACAGACACAGACAGAAACAGACACAGACAGAAACAGACACAGACAGAAACAGACACAGACACACAGACAGAAACAGACACAGACAGAAACAGACACAGACAGAAACAGACACAGACAGAAACAGACACAGACAGAAACAGAAACAGACACAGACAGACAGACACAGACAGACAGACCAACCACCUGUAUAUAUAAUAUAUUAUUAUCAUAGGGAGGGAGGGACAGACAGACCACCUGUAUAUAUUAUUAUUGCCAUUUAUAGCGCCAACAGAUUCUGUAGCGCGUUACAAUAUUAUGAGAGGGGGGAUGUAACAAUAAAUAGGACAAUUAGAAGAAAACUUAGAGGAACGAUAGGUUGAAGAGGACCCUGCUCAAACGAGCUUACAGUCUAUAGGAGGUGGGGUAUUAGAAACAUUAGGAAAGGAAAUAUCAAGUAGGAGUGAAGCAGAGCUGGAGGAGAGAGCAAAGCACUGUCCCAUAGGAGAGAGCAGGAGACAGGUAUGUAAGGUAGAGAUUACUCUGGGAGGCCAUAAGCUUUCCUGAAGAGAUGGGUUUUAAGGCCCUUCUUAAAUGAUUGAAGACUAGGGGAGAGUCUGAUGGCGGUAGGCAGGCUAUUCCAUGGAAAAGGAGCCGCCCGCGAGAGGUCCUGCAAGCGCGAGUUGGCCGUACGGGUGCGAGCAGCGGUCAGGAGGUGGUCACGGGCAGAGCGGAGGGUAUGAGGAGGGGCAUAUCUAUGGAUUAGUGAAGAGAUAUAAGAGAGGCUAGAAUUGUUCAGUGCUUUAAAUGUAUGGGUUAGCACUUUAAAUUGACUCCUAUAGCAUACAGGGAGCCAAUGUAAGGACUGGCAGAGGGGUGAGGUGUGAGAGGACCGACUAGAGAGUAAAAUCAGUCUAGCUGCAGCAUUCAUUACAGACUGUAGCGGGGCAAUACGGCUUUUGGGGAGACCAAUCAGGAGAGGGUUACAGUAAUCCAUGCGCGAAAUUACUAGAGCAUGGACAAGCUCCUUGGUAGCAUCUUUUGAAAGAAAUGGGCGGAUGCGGCUAUGUUUUUGAGUUGGAACCUACAGGACUUGGCAACAAACUGGAUGUGAGACUCAAAGGUGAGACCAGAGUCAAGUAUGACCCCAAGACAGCGUGCUUGCAGGGAUGGACUUAUGUGGAUAUCACUGAAUUGAAGGGAGAGCGAGAGAGGAGGAUCAGUAUUAGGAGGAGGAAAGACAAGGAGUUCAGUUUUAGAGAGGUUAAGUUUCAGAAAGUGUGAGGACAUCCAGUCGGAGAUGGAAGAAAGGCAAGCAGUGACACGUUGCAGGACGGCAGGGAGAGGUCCGGGGAGGAGAGGUAUAUCUGAGUGUCAUCAGCGUACAGGUGGUAGUGGAAUCCAAAAGAGGCAAUAAGUUUACCAAGAGAAGCAGAAUAAAAAGAAAAUAGAAGGGGACCAAGGACAGACCCUUGGAGAACUUCAACCGAGACGAGGGGAGGAGGUAUCCUUGGAAAAGGAGACACUGAAUGAGCGUUGGGAGAGAUAGGAGGAAAACCAAGAGAGGACAGUCACAGAGACCGAGCGAUUGAAGAGUUUGAAGGAGGAGAGCAUGAUCAACAGUGUCAAAGGCAGCAGAGAGGUCAAGGAGAAUUAAUAUGGAGUAGUGACCUUUGGAUUUAGCGGAGAUUAGGUCAUUAGUCACUUUGAUAAGAGCAGUCUCAGUAGAGUGGAGAGGGCGGAAGCCAGACUGAAGAGGGUCAAGGAGAGAGUUGGAAUUAAGGAAGCGAGACACACGGGUAAAGACAAGUCUUUCCAAAAGCUUUGAUGAGAAAGGGAGCAGGUAUAUGGGACGAUAGUUAGAAGGGGAGGAUGGGUCAAGAGAUGUUUUUUUUUCAGGAUAGGUAUUACAGUGGCAUGUUUAAGGUCAGCAGGAACAGUGCCAGAAGAGAGAGAGCAGUUCAAGAUGUGUGUUAGGGUAGGCAGCAGACAAGGGGAGAGAGAUCUGAUGAGGUGAGAUGGGACAGGAUCGAGCGGGCAAGUGGUGGGGCGAGAGGAAUGGAGAAGCGCAGUCACCUCUUGUUCAGUAGCCGGAUAGAAAGUCUGGAGGGUAGGGAAAACAGACAACCUGUGUAUAUAUAAUAUAUUAUCAUGGUGAGGGAGGGACAGACAGACAACCUGUAUAUAUAUUAUUAUCAUGGUGAGGGAGGGACAGACAGACAACUUGUGUAUAUAAUAUAUUAUCAUGGUGAGGGAGGGACAGACAGACAACUUGUGUAUAUAUAAUAUAUUAUCAUGGUGAGGGAGGGACAGACAGACAACCUGUAUAUAUAAUAUAUUAUCAUGGUGAGGGAGGGACAGACAGACCACCUGUAUAUAUAAUAUAUUAUCGUGGUGAGGGAGGGACAGACAGACAACUUGUGUAUAUAUAAUAUAUUAUCAUGGUGAGGGAGGGACAGACAGACCACCUGUAUAUAUAAUAUAUUAUCAUGGUGAGGGAGGGACAGACAGACCACCUGUAUAUAUAAUAUAUUAUCGUGGUGAGGGACAGACAGACUGACAACCUGUAUAUAUAAUAUAUUAUCAUGGUGAGGGACAGACAGACUGACAACCUGUAUAUAUAAUAUAUUAUUAUCAUGGUGAGGGACAGACAAACAGAUAUCCCUUUAAUUCUCGCUUUAGUAAAUAACCCUGUUAGUGUUGAUCCUGAGUAUUGGUACUUUAUUUCUAAAAAUACAAGGCAUGUUCAUGGCCACAAAAAAAGUCAAGUGAAAAAAAUGGAUACAUUGCAUAAAAACAUCUGAUGUGUUACAUAGAAUAUAUUCAUUUUCUGCAUAAGUUAAAUGACCAUGAUGUUUUGGUUCUACUCCUUUUUAUGUGUAAAAGUAAUGGAAUACUAUAGUGUCAGGAAUACAAUGUAUUGCUGACACUAUAGUGUUAAACUAUUAAAGUUAGUGCUCCCCUCCGAUUGCAUGGGAAAGGUGUUUGGUGUUUUUACUCACCUUUUCACGCUCAUCGCUGGUCUGCCCACGACUGGCGCUGCCGCCUUGGCAGAGAUCAUCAAUAUUAAUAAUCUCAGCCAGUCCAAUGUUUUCCCAUAGGAAAGCAUUUUGAGGCUCUUAUGCAUGUUCAGCAAAAUACCAUCAAUCAGCAUAUCCUCCUAGAGAUAGAUGCAUUGAAUCAAUAGGGAGCUCUAAACAUAUGUGCUGCACAGUGUGCACCUCAAGUGGCUGGCUGACUUCUCGAGGUGUUCCCAGGCAGAAAUGUAAACACUGCCUAUUCUCUGAAAAGACUGUUUUUACAUUGAAAAGUAUCAGGGGCAGGCUAUAGUCACCAGAUUUACUACAUUAAGCUGUAGUGUCCCUUUAAGAUCUGUUAUGUAUGUUGUUGGAAAUAAAGCUUUGUUGGUUUAAAAAAAAAAACUGGCUCCUAACUUUUUCUUUUUAGCUGUCUUCAAGAUUCAAAUCAAGUAUGUCAAGCCCUGGUCUAAGGCAAAGCAAAGGUGUUUUGUUUUUUGUUUUUUUACAGUAGGAACAAUAAAGAUGUGGAACUCUGUCUGAAUUUGUGGUUCUGUCAAAGUCUGUACAUAUGUUCAAACAGCAAUUGGAUGAAUACUUGCUAAAACAUAAUAUUCAGGGACAUAAUUUUUAAUUUGUGGGAUAAUGGCUUCUUGAUCCAAGGAGAGAUCAGACUGCCAUUCUAGGGUCAAGAUGGAAUUUUUUCCUAGUUUUUUGCAAAAUUGGAAGCUCUUCAGACUAGGUUUUUUGACUUCUUUAGGAUCAACGGCAAAAACAGAUUUGAGGCUAAACUUGAUGGACCCAUGUCUCUUUUCAGUAUGUAUCUGUGUGUGGGAAUGUGUAAUAGUAGGAAUGCUCAUCUGUAUGCACAUGUAUCUGUGUAUGGGUGAAUGUGCAAUGGGAGGCAUGAGGUCAAUGUUUUUGCAAGGGGCCCUAAGAGUUCUGAUGGCAACGCUGAUUGGCAGAGUGUACCUGACACAGAAGCAGUAGGGCAGCUUUAGUACCCUGGGCAGGGGUGAUUGUAAGACCCAUGGUUUUAGUAAAAAAUUCUUGGUUUCACACAGUGGCAUGUGAGCUGUAGUGGUUAUGGUGCUUUGGGUGCCCAUUUAAGGCCAUAUUAUCAAAACAAAAACAGGUACCUUAUGUACCUUUUAUGAUAUGUUAGAUCUUAUCUAAUUUUAAGCUUAUCUCUAACUUGGUUAAAUAGGGUAACAUUGAGUAACCUAUAAGCACUCUAUAUUGCUGGUGUGUCCCUUUUCAAAGCUAUUAUUUAUUUUUAUUUAUUUUUUAUUGGGUUUUUAAUACAUAAAUGACACUGCACACUGCAUUAAUAGGAUGUAUUCACUAAACUGGAAUCUAAGGAUAACUGAAAAGAGAAUUAGACAUUUUAAUUUCAUAACACAGCUCUAAGUAAAUAAAUGCAUAUGUUACCUGCAGGUACAUUGUGGCGAUUUCCCACAUCUUCUAGUGUUUGGACCAUCUGGUGCAGGAAAGAAGACACGUAUUAUGUGUUUGUUACGAGAGCUGUAUGGAGCUGGUGUUGAAAAACUGCGUAUUGAACAUCAGACUAUAACGGUAACUAUAAUAUGUGACGUUUGCACGAGACAGAACUUUGGCAAAUCUCCAUUUUAAUAUAAUGGUUAUGGUACACAUAUGUUCUUCCUUUUAUCAGACAAUGCAAACUGUUACUGUUUAGUAGGAAACAAUGUUUACAUUUUGUGAAAACAUGUCUCUAGUGCAGUGAUUAGCAACUAUAGCUUGCGGGCCUCUGCAAAUUUUUAGGCCACAAAUGCUCACAAAAACAAAUCAUAGACAUCUGGGGGGAGGACAAAAUCUUUUGGAGGCAGGUGUCUGCUCUGCCCAUGUAUAGUGAUGUGAGUGUGUAGAGGGCAAUAGAGCUAUGUACUUAAUGUGCUCAGGUGACUUGCAUGCCCUGUAGUGGUGAGGCACCUGAUUGUAUGUGCCUCGUAUUUUUAUGUUGGUGAAUAGAAAUAAGAGUUUAUGAUUUGUGGCCUGGUAGCAAAAUUAUAAUAAAAAUGUAAAUUUGAAAUGAGACGAUCUUCAAUGACUUUGGGAUUUAGUAUCUCUUAAGAGCUGUCUACUGAUAAAUUGACCAGCAUUUUAAUUUUUUUAUUACAUGCUUUCAUUUUAACAGACACCUUCAAAGAAGAAAAUUGAAAUCAGUACUAUUGCAAGUAAUUACCAUCUGGAAGUUAACCCAAGGUAUGACUCCAUAAUGUUGGCAUUUGUCUUUCUUGCUCCCUAAUUUGUAUUACUGAGCCUAUUAUGUUAAAACCACCACCUGUUUACGGCAAAAAAACCUGAAGGGAAUGAUUCUAUUUACCAGAACAAAUACAAUAAGCUGUAGUUGUUCAGGUGAAUAUAGUGUCCCUUUAAGUGCAACUUUAGAGGACCACUCUAAGCACCAUAACAGCUUCAUUGCAAUGAAGUUUUUAUGGUGGAAGGAGGUCCAGGGUUCGGUCUUACCUGAAGGGUAAACCCCAAAGUGGGCAAGCCUGUGCAGCUAAGUGCGAUAGGCUGAGUGUCACUAAAAGGCUGAAGGUUUCAGCUGACUCUCUCAGCUUAUCACUAACUCCCCACUGAGAAAAAGGUAUGUUAUCUUUUUCAGUUCCCUUUCUCAGUGAAGAACUACUGAUAGACUUAGAGUGUCCAUGGCUUGCAGACUUUGGCGUUAAACCAUUUGUUAAUGGUAAGACAGCUCCCAGGAACGCCUCCCACCAUAACAACUUAAUUGCGAUUAAGUUGUUAUUGUGCCAAGUGUGUGUGACACUCUUCACACACCAGGAUGAGACUUCAAUCCAAGACUUCACACACCAGGAUGAGACUUAAAUCCGGAAGUCCAGAAAGACUCAGAGGAUAAGUAGUUUAUCCCAGAGAGCAAAUAUUUUUGCUGGUGUUUGUGUGGCCUGACCAAGCAACGUUUCCACCAUCAGUUAAUGUUACACUUUGGUGUCAAAUGUUCCUGGAUUCACUCUAGUAAAAUAAAACUUUCUUGGUACACUGCAAACUAAAAAUGACAGACCAAAAAGGUUCACAAUGCACAAACUAUAGGACUAAAUUGAGUCAGGCAAUCUGGAUCUAGAAGUUUUCUGGGCUAUGUGAUUGACAGCCUAUUGGGCUGUCUUACAGCAGCAGUAUCUUUUGGGGUGGGGCGCUGUUUAUACAAAUCGCUGCAGCUAAAACCAUUCUCAGAAUAAUUGGCUCAGAAUGCCUAUGGUGCUUAGACUAAUCCUUUAAUAAUGACCCAAAAGUAAAUUGAUUGGUGAAGGGAUUCUUAACAACAUACCAACUUGGGCUAGUCCCAAGCUUCUUUUUAUUCUGUUUACAGUUUAGUAGCAACUUGUACUGAUUAGAAUAUUCUACAUAAGCACACUUGUAUUUGGAGAUUUCCUCUAAAGGCCUCUACUUACACAAUCUGCUCCUAGGGGUUAGCUCAAUAUACAUAAUGCAAUCUGUCCGUAACAGGAGAGACUAGCAUAAUUUAAAAAGAAAUACAAACCAUAGCAAAAUGUUAGCAUUAUUUAAGUAGUGCAGAACAAAAACCUUUUGACAGUUUCCCUUUAAGGCUUUAUGCUCAUCUGAUUCUUGAGCACAUGAUGCAGGAUAUUCUCUAAUGCUAUCACAACUGACAGCACUAUCAACAGUGUUCAGGCAGGCAGACAGUCAAAGGUAUAUCUAAUGGGAGAUACAGAGCAUCUGAGAUCAGCCUUUGAAAGGCGGGUGAAUCUUUAGAUGCCGAACAGAAUAUCCUGGAUAUUUUAUCUCUCACCCUUGGAAAUUGACAAGGAAAACCUAGACGUGUUAAAUUACUCCACCGGUCUUGUAAUAUGUGCUAAUGUUUGUGCUUACCUUUAAUAUUUCAUUUAAAAACUGUGCUGUGGAUGUGUCCCCAAUAACUGCACGUUUCAUUAAAAAAAAAAAAAAAAAAAAUUGUGAUUCUUAACUUUUAUUUUGGUUAGGGGUUUGUUACAUUUAAAUGCAUGGUGCUAGCCUGGUGACACAACUUUCUAUGAUAGAAUGAGCCCAGUGGCAAUUUCUUGGAUUGUAGUAUAAGAAUUCUAUAUUUUAUUUAUGUAAAACAUCAGUAUAAUCCAGGGUUAAACACUAAAGUGAUAACUAGGGAUCGACCGAUUAUCGGUCUGGCCGAUAUUAUCGGCCGAUAUUUGGUAUUUUCGGCAAUAUCGGUAUCGGCCAAUUCAGAUACCGAUAUUGCCGAUAAUAUAUAACAGGAGCGCCGGGCCCAUUACAAGCCCGGCGGUCCUGUGGGGGCCAGCAGCAAGCGCUGACUUACCUUGCAUGCAGCUCCUACAGCUCUCUGUGUAAAUCUCGCGAGACCCGCGGCCGCAGAGCGUUGCCACGGGUUACCAUGGCAACGCUCCGCGCGGCACUAAGAGCCGCGAGAUUUACAUAGGGAGCUGGAGGAGCUGCUUGCAAGGUAAGUCAGCGCUUGCUGCUGCUGAGCCACCACUGUACUUAACAAGCCACUGGACCACCAGGGGAUACUAUAUCCCCCUCCCUGGUAAGAAGCAGGGAGGGGGGACUAAACAAAAAACAAAAAAAAAACAUUUAAAUAUUAAAAUAUUAAAAUAAAUUACACAAAUUACAUCACUACACACACACACACACACACACUGCACACAUACUGCAUUACAUACACACUACACAAACACACACUACACAAACACACACUGGGGGGGGACUAAACAAAAAAAAUAUUAAAAUAUUAAAAAAAAUAUUAAAAUAAAAAAUUACACAAAUUACAUCACUACACAAACACACACACACUACACAUACACACACACUGCAUUACAUACACACUACACAGGCACACACACUGCAUUACAUACACACACUACACAGACAGACACUACACACACACCACAAACACACACUGCACACAUACUGCAUUACAGACACACACUGCACACACUACACUGCACACACACUGCAUUACAUACACACUACACAAACACAGUACACAUACUGCAUUACAUACACACACUACACAGGCACACACACUGCAUUACAUACACACUACACAAACACACUGCACACAUACUGCAUUACAGACACACACUGCACACACUACACUGCACACACUACACUGCACACACACUGCAUUACAUACACACUACACAAACACAGUACACAUACUGCAUUACAUACACACUACACAGACACACACACUGCAUACAUACACACUACACACACUACACAAACACACACUGCAUUACAUACAUACACACUACACAAACACACACACACUGCAUUACAUACACACACAAAAACACACUGCAUUAUACACACACACUACAUAAACACACUGCAUUAUAUACACACUACACACACUGCAUUAUAUACACACACUCUGCAUCCACUACACACACACACACACUACACAAACACACACAGUUCCCCUGUCUAAACACACUUCAUCCACUACAUGUGGCAUGUAUAUUUUGUGCAUUUACAUUUCGAAUUAGUUUAUUUAUUCAAAAUAGUAAAUGUACAGAAUAUCGGCAAGAUAUCGGCUAUCGGCCUGAAAGUUCGCAGAUUAUCGGUAUCGGUAUCGGCUCUAAAAAAUCAAUAUCGGUCGAUCCUUAGUGAUAACUUUAGAGUAAAUUUAAGGCCAGUGUAGCUGAACUGGAACUAUCUACGACUUAGAGAGGUUUUCCAGUUCAGCUAUUUUUACCUUGAAUUUGAUGUAAAUGACCCUGUUAGUGUCAUUAGUUCUCUGCUGUAAUAAGCAUUGAUACUAUUAUGAGUAUUACCUAUGUUCUGACCACCAAUAUGUGGUUAUUCCAACCCAAUUAAAUCAUUUGAGGACUAAAUUUUGAGUUCCUUAUACAUGGGUUAGGAACCACUGCAAUAGAAGUAUCUGUUGCACUAUUAAACACUUUUAACUGGAAGAGGGACAGUCACAUAAUAGUAUGUCUCUACUGUAUACCUUAUCCAGUUGGGGCGUUCUACAUGAAACUUUGUGGGCCCCUGUAUGUCUAUAAAGGCUCUAAAUAAAUGGCGAUAAUAAAUGGGGGUGGGUUUACAUGUGCGCGCACUUAUCAGAAUUAAGUAAAUAUAUGUAUAUCUCUCAUUCCUCUAGCCUAUGCAAUUAUGGCUUGAAGGGGGAGGAGGUUUUUACACUUUCUGCAAAGAUAAGCCCAUGUGAUAGAUCUUUUCGGUAAUGGAACCUGGAGGAGAUAUCCCUCACAGCAGAAUACACAACAACUAAUGGAAAAAGUCACGGCAGGGGAUUACCCCGUCACUGUCAAUAACGUGUGUACAUGUGUUAGAGGUGUACCUUUUAGACUCCGACAUAGUGUAUAAAGGUCAGCACUUGCAAAGGAAAUUAGUUGAUUGCUACCAAAUUUGUGUAAGAUGUGAAUACUGCUUUAAUUUUUUCCCUCACACACAUCUUUUGAUAUUGGUGGGUGUUUUUUUUUUUAUAUAUAUAUAUAUAUAUAUAUAAGUUGCUCUUAUUUGUAUAACAGUAAAUGUGUAGGAAUUUGGAUUAAAUUCUCAAACUGCCUAUGCUCUUAUUUGUAUAACAGUAAAUGUGUAGGAAUUUGGAUUAAAUUCUCAAACUGCCUAUAAGCCGUUUUACAUAAAGAUUUUACUUAAAUCAGUGAUAGGCAACCUUUUGCCGGCUUAAUAAUAAUGAUUAUUCAUAAAGUGGUUAUUCAUAAAGUGAGAAUUCCAAAUUAAUUUCAAAUUUCAGGACAAAGUAUCUAAACCGGUAGCAUAGAUGACUUGGAGAUUGUUUACAGUUUGGCUAUUUUUACAUUGAAUUAGAAAUUAAUUUUGAAUUCUCACUUCAAUAAAUAUCCCUGUAAUGAUUACACAGCAGUUGUCGUGUGGGGUUGCAUAUGAAUUACAACGGCACUCACUGCAUUUGCUUUUAUUUUAUUUUUAUAUAGUGAUGCUGGUAACAGUGAUCGUGUAGUAAUUCAAGAACUAUUGAAGACAGUUGCACAGUCACAGCAACUCGAGACAAGCACCCAGAGAGACUUCAAAGGUGUGCACCAAAAGACUAUUUUAUUUGCCCUGCCCAUGCUGUUUCUCUCCUUUCAAUAUUUUCUUCUUUUUUUUUUUCUAACUAGCCUCUGCUCUUACUUGCUCUCCAUGCUGAUGUUGGCCGGUAUAUGUUCCUAGUGACUGCUAUGCCACACUCUCCUUCCAUUAUGUUGCUUUCUUUCCUUCCGUUAAAGUUCACACACCCUCAGCCUCCCAUCAUACAAAUACAAUGGACUAGCGCUUUUCCUAAUUUGUACCAACAUUUAAAUGCAACAGCAGUUUGUAGUAUUUAAAUAAUGAGUAACACUAUUUCAGAAAUGGUGUGUGUAUUUGCUCAGGUUACUUAGCAACAAUGUGUGCAAAAGUGCAUAUUUAUUAUACUACAUAUUUAUUUGACCUAUGUUCUAAUUUCUAAGAGGCUCAUAACUUGAUAAGCAGCAGGUAUCGCUGAAGCCAUUUGAGUGUUACCAGUAACUUAGAAAUAAAAGACGGUAUUAUGUAAUAAGACCUGUUACUACUUCUCCAUUGUAAACAAGGUGUAAAAUUAGAAAUUAAAAAAUGCAUGUAUUACUUUUUAUUUUAUUUUUUAGUUGUCUUGUUAACGGAAGUUGAUAAACUUACAAAAGAUGCUCAACAUGCAUUGAGAAGAACAAUGGAGAAAUACAUGUCUACCUGCCGGCUUAUUUUAUGUUGCAAUUCAACAUCAAAAGUAAUUGCUCCAAUUCGAAGCAGAUGCUUGGCAGUGCGUGUCCCAGCUCCCAGCACUGAAGAGGUAUGAUUGGGUUUAUGCAUACUGGUACUCUAAAUAGUUUUUUCACAUCUGAGAGAUGCAAAAAGGCACAUGUUUAUAUAUUCCCGCAAAAUAGUUUUUGAUGCUGAAGUAUAGAUAAUUUGUGUGUGCUCCAAUGUGCAUGAUUUAAUGGAUGAAAGCAAACUAAGUGUGUAAGCAUACUGAAAAACCUAAUGGCUUACACUAUGUCUAGUCCCUGUGUAUGUAUAUAUGUGUGUGUGUGUGUGUGUAUAUAAUAUAUAUAUAUAUAUAUAUACACCCACACAUCUCUUCACACUUGCACUGUAUUGUAUGGAAGUUAUACCAUUUGCAUGUAAGACUGAAUGUAUUUUCCUCUAGGUGAAGAAACUCUUUAUAUUUGAAAGUUCAACCAACACUCAGUUUCAAAAAUGUAAAUGCUGCGAACUGUAGCUCAUAACAUUUUGAGGAUUUCUUUGUGCUGUUCUUUUUCAGAGCCUGACAUGCUUCGUCAAUGGGACAAUAUGUUCCUUAACAUCUUGUCUAAUCGGUUUAUUAUAGUCCUGUUAAUUGGAGAUAUUCUAAAUCUAUCCACAGCUUAGAGUAAUUGAUGACUUGUUUUGUGACAUUUACUAUGCAGAUUUGCACAGUAUUGUUCAGUGUUUGCAAGAAAGAAGGAUUGGUUCUUCCUCAGGAUCUCGCACGGAAAAUUGCUGAGAAAUCUGGCAGAAACCUCAGAAAAGCACUUCUAAUGUGCGAGGCUUGUAGAGUACAACAGUAAGUUGGCAGUCACAUUGUUCCCAAUUGUAUUACAGCCUGUCCUUUAAAAAAACAAAAAAAAACCUAAAGCAGAAAAAAACCACAAAGCUUGCCUCUGGAUAUUGAGUCCGUUCCCACAUGAAGCAUGCACCAAACUUUGUGUGUCUUGUGAACCUCAUAUACAUGUGAAUAUGGGGAGGUUGUGUACACAAACUUAGACUGUUUUAUUCAAUAGAAUUCUUGGAAAUAUUGCCUAUACCUACAUAAAGUUAACUCAUCCAUAUGGUUGUGAAUAGUGGGAUAUCUUUAAAAAUUGAUUUAAAAAAAAAAAAGUAGUUUAGUUUAUUUCUGAACAAUAUGUCUGGGGGAACAGUGAUCCAAGCCCCCAACCAAUGUUCCAUUAGACACGUAUUUAUUUAUUUAUUUUUUUUUGCUUUGUCUGGCAUUUGUAAAAUAUAUAUAUGUAGCAUUUAACAUACUAUUACAGAUGUUAUGACUUCUUUACCAUAAAGUUACUGUACCACUGAAUGUCAAUAUGUUUUCUUUUGUGGAUUUCAGGUAUCCAUUCAGUUCAGAUCAAGACUUGCCAGAGACAGACUGGGAAGUAUAUGUAAAGGAGACUGCUAAUGCUGUUGUCAGUCAACAAACACCACAAAGGUAACUUUUGAUACUGGCCUUUAUUAGUUGUAAAGUGUUUAAUUAGCUGUUACUUUCCUUACGACUCUUAUUAAAUGUAUUAAGAAGCAUUGUGUGGUGUCAUGUAGAAGGAUACAUUGUGUUCUGUCCCUUCAAUUCCAUUUGGAGCCAGACAACAUAUGACAUACCUCUCUUUCAUACAGGUUUUGCUUAUUAUCACCUCAGUAGUGACCCUGAAGACAAAUUCCUAUUGUAUCUUGUAAUAUCCUUUUUGCAGUUUGCAUAUAUUGAUUCUUGGAUUGUGGCACUUUACCAUUUUCUCCUCUUGUACAAACUCCAUAAUUAUAUCAUAGCCAUACGGUAUGUAGUCUGAAGAACUAGAAAAAUGGAUAUUCUGUUUGACACCCUUGAUUUAGUCUGAUGACAUGCCACAAAAAUGAGGUUUUAAAUGGAAAGACUUGUCUCUUCUGCUUUUUUUUUUAUUUUUUAGCAGUAUGUAUUUGAGCCUUUGAAUACUGGAGGCACUGACACUUUCCUAAAUCAUGUUGUUUAAUUGCAUAUUUGCUCAUAAUCCAUGUGACUCCAGUGUGUCAAGAACUCAUGUGUACCAAAUUAUUAUUAAUUGCGAAUAUUUUAUCUUUAAAAAGGAGUACAGUGCAAAUGAUCAAUUUUGGCAAUAUAAAAAUUGGGUCUGUUUAGAAUAUAGGGGAAGAAUCAUGAAACCUUUUUAUUCUGGGAGAUGUAUAGAUACGUUUAAUUUUUUUUUUUUUUACUACAGUUAUAUGAAUGGGGACAGUGUUGUGGUUUGACUGUUGCAUGGUACAGAAUUUUGUACAUUUAAAAAAAAUAAUAAUAAAAAAAACUGCACGUGCAACCCUGUAAUAAAGUGUACUAUCUUGUCAGGUAUGAAAAAAUCACUUGGAAAUCCAUAUUACAUAAUUUACAAUAUGUUUGAUUUUUAUCAGGUUGCUCGAGGUUCGUGGUCGUCUUUAUGAACUUUUGACUCAUUGUAUCCCACCGGAGAUCAUAAUGAAGGUACAAUUAUAAUUACAUAUUCUGGACUACAUGUUGUAGCUCUCAGAUUUGUAUGAAAGCAAUCCUGACCGCAAAGGCUUCAUUUCCAUGCCACAAAUUUUACUGUAAAAUCAAUGUAAUCACUUAAUGAAUCUUUACUAUAACUUUAUAGUUUUGUUAAACCAAAGACCAACAUUUGACGAAUUACUUCUGUUCAUUGUGUUUUUGUCCUAGCAUAUUAUUGUAGAUGGGCUUUUAUGCAGAAAUAAUUCUAAUGACCUUGCUGUAAUCUUUACAAUGCUAACACAUACUUGCUCUGUUUGUUUUUCAGUCCUUGCUCUCUGAGCUGCUCAAUAACUGUGAUGGACAAAUGAAGGGUGAGGUGGUGCAGAUGGCCGCUUACUAUGAACAUCGAUUGCAACUUGGAAGCAAAGCCAUAUAUCAUCUGGAAGCUUUUGUCGCCAAAUUUAUGGCCAUUUAUAAGCGGUUUAUGGAAGAUGGACUUGAAGCUAUGAUGUUCUAACCUACCAUUAUCCAUUUUUAUGUUUUUGUCCCGGUUUUGUGUUUGCUUAGUUCAUAAAAUAACAGUGCAAGCUGUGAUUGAAUUAAGUCUGCAACUGAUCAUCUACCAGCUGCUAAAAGAUCUGCCAGAUGGACACUUACUGAAUUUCUCUGAUCAUUACUCUGCAGAAACUAAAUAUACACAGAAUGUUUUGGUAGAUUUCUUGUGAUGCUUUAUAUUCCUUCACACUUUAUUUUUACAUUUAAUUGCAUCAGUCAAGCUCAAAACGGAUUGUAGUGGAGAACAAAAAGUUUAACCCUGGUGUACUAUGAGGAGCAGAAAACUGCCACUCAUAUCAAUGAAAGUUUGCUUAGCAUCUCACAAGUGACAUUUUCAACUAUGGCGUUUACCUAUGUAUUUAAAAUAGAUCACGGCUUUGUGGAUGAAUGUUUGUGCUGAGAGCAUAUUUAAAAUGUUCAGUUCCAGAAGACUUGCAGUAAAACCGGUCCACUUAACUCUAUAAAUGAACUGCCAGUGCUAUAAAUAGUUCAAAUAAAUAUUUACAACAAAUGCUUUCAUUCUACUACCUGACACAUUUUGACAAGUAUAUGGAUUGCUAGACUAUCAACAGCACCCUAACUUGAAUAUCACACUUGAUGUUAUUUUUUGGAAAACUAUUGUAAAAAUUAUUUUUGUACCAAGUUAACAGAAACCUUGCUCCUCUGUAAACGUUGACUGUUAUUUCUUCUACGUACGUGUAAAUCAAGUUAAGGGUAAUUUGCUUUCCAUUUUGGCUUUCUUUUCAUUGUCAAAAUCUGCUAUAUCAAACAACUCAUGUGUAAUGAGAGAAUACAACGGUCACUGAAUUAAUAAAUUAAAUUGAUUCCCUUUUCUCAUCAAUACUGACCCUACAAUAAGACCUAAGAUGAUGUAUCUCUUGCAGGUUUUAGCUGUAAAAGCACAUUACUACACACCUUGUGAUUUAUAUAUAGAGGAUGCUAAUUGACAUAUAUCAAGAUUUUGUGUUGUGCACAAGGGCUGCUGCACCUUGUGGGCAAGUGAUAGCCUGACUGUGUAACUCACACACCUUCCUAAUCAUGAUACAAGCAAUAUAUUGGCAAACCAGUGACCAGGAGGUGCUUCUACUCCUCUAUAUGAAUCUAUUUUCCUGUAGCUUGUCUAAGGUCCUG
Molecule: messenger RNA, 15559 nt
Organism: Pelobates cultripes (western spadefoot toad)
Lineage: Eukaryota; Metazoa; Chordata; Amphibia; Anura; Pelobatidae
Source: the annotation of a GenBank genome assembly